This is a messenger RNA of Panthera uncia (snow leopard), 4769 nucleotides long. It is a transcript of the gene HEY2, whose product is annotated as hes related family bHLH transcription factor with YRPW motif 2. The transcript has 5 exons. NCBI's taxonomy places the organism in Eukaryota, Metazoa, Chordata, Mammalia, Carnivora, Felidae. Gene Ontology annotation, biological process: regulation of neurogenesis; regulation of transcription by RNA polymerase II; Notch signaling pathway. The record is from RefSeq and is a predicted model, not a curated record. Gene Ontology annotation, molecular function: protein dimerization activity; DNA-binding transcription factor activity, RNA polymerase II-specific; RNA polymerase II cis-regulatory region sequence-specific DNA binding. Gene Ontology annotation, cellular component: nucleus. The coding region runs from base 220 to 1233 and encodes 337 amino acids.
CGCCCGCGCGGAGGGGCGUGGCCGGCGCCGGUUCUUGCGGCCGAGCUCGGCUGCGGCGUGGGAAAGAGCCGCGAGGAGCCGACCGCGCCGCCGCGGGAGCCGCGCCUGCCCGGGCCCAGAGAGGGAGGGAGGAAGGGAGGAGGCAGGCAGGGAGGGCGCUGCGCCCCGCUCGGCGUCGGUGGCUCGGGCUGGGCUGUGCCCAGCGCCGUCUUCGCCGCGAUGAAGCGCCCUUGCGAGGAGACGACCUCCGAGAGCGACAUGGACGAGACCAUCGACGUGGGGAGCGAGAACAAUUACUCGGGGCAAAGUACUAGCUCUGUGAUUAGAUCGAAUUCCCCAACAACAACAUCUCAGAUUAUGGCAAGAAAGAAAAGGAGAGGGAUAAUAGAGAAAAGGCGUCGAGAUCGGAUAAAUAACAGUUUAUCGGAGUUGAGACGACUGGUGCCAACUGCUUUUGAGAAACAAGGAUCUGCAAAGUUAGAGAAAGCCGAAAUACUGCAAAUGACAGUAGAUCAUUUAAAGAUGCUUCAGGCAACUGGGGGUAAAGGCUACUUUGACGCACAUGCUCUUGCCAUGGACUUCAUGAGCAUUGGAUUCCGGGAGUGCUUAACGGAGGUGGCCAGGUAUCUGAGCUCCGUGGAGGGCCUGGACUCCUCGGAUCCCCUGCGGGUACGACUGGUCUCUCAUCUCAGCACGUGCGCCUCGCAGCGGGAGGCGGCGGCCAUGACGUCCUCACUGGCCCACCACCAUCACCCCCUGCACCCGCACCACUGGGCGGCGGCCUUCCACCAUCUCCCCGCUGCCCUGCUCCAACCCAACGGACUCCACGCCUCCGAGUCAACGCCUUGUCGCCUCUCCACGGCUUCAGAAGUGCCUCCUGCCCACGGCUCCGCCCUGCUCACGGCCACGUUUGCCCACGCCGAUUCUGCCCUUCGGAUGCCGUCAACGGGCAGCGUUGCCCCCUGCGUGCCACCUCUGUCCACCUCUCUCUUGUCCCUCUCGGCCACUGUCCACGCAGCCGCUGCAGCAGCCACCGCAGCCGCGCACAGCUUCCCUCUGUCCUUCGCGGGGGCCUUCCCCAUGCUCCCCCCGAACGCAGCUGCAGCAGUGGCAGCCGCCACCGCCAUCAGCCCGCCCCUAACGGUGUCAGCCACCUCCAGCCCUCAGCAGACAAGCGGCGGAACAAACAGUAAACCUUACCGACCCUGGGGGACAGAAGUGGGAGCUUUUUAAGUUUGCAUUGAACUUUUUGCAAUAGUAACUGAAUGUCCUUCAUUUCAGAGUCAGCUUAAACCUCUGCACCCUGAAAGUAGCCAUACAGAUGUCUACAGAUCCACAAAGGAACAAUAAAGCUAUUUGAGACACAAACCUCACAAGUGGAAAUGUGGUAUUAUCUUUUCUCUCUUGUUUUGUUUAAGGCAGCUUGGUAACUGACAUCAGCAACUUUUGAAAACUUCACACUUGUUUUCAUUUAGAAGUUUCCUGGGAAAUAUAUGGACUGUACCAUCCAGGAGUGCAUCAGUAUGUCUGAAUUGGGGAAGAAAAAAAAAAAAAAACCAAAACCCUGACUGGAUUCUCUUGAAACUAGAUGGAAAAAAAAUAUUUGUGUUUCAUAAGUGCCUGAGCUAGUAAAGUUUUCUUGUGAACAGAUUAACAUUGCACAAGUAAAGAAGAUCAUAGAGGUUAGGUUAAGACAGGAAAGGGACAGAAGUCUUGCAUUAGGCUGCAGACAUUUUAAUAAAAUGCCAGCGAAGAGUACUCUGUUGAAACCAAGAGGUUUUGUUGGCCAAAAGGAUUGCUGAAAAUAAUUUUCAAGUUGAAAGACCUAGUUUUAUCUUAGUUUUCUUUCUUUGUACAGACUUGCCUGCCAAAUGGUGACAUUUAGCAAUGCAUUGGUAUAAGCAAUUAUUCCAUCAGUGCUCAGAUUAACAGCCAUUUCUGCCCUGCCUGCAAGCCCCCAGGCACUUUUUUUUUCCAUGGCUCAAAAUUUGGUGCUUCUUUAUGUAAAACCAUACAUAGAGUGCACCUAGAAGCACUUGCCUGCCAUGUGCCCCCCAGAAGCUAUUUGAUUCAUGCCAACUUGAAAACUCUCCAGUGUCUAAAAGUUUAGGUUAAUUUAUUGUUUCAUUUGGACUGUUUUUACGUAUUUAUCCUCUUCAUUUUGUCCUGAUAAUGUGUAAUACCUAUUCUUGUCGCCCUUUGGGAAAAGCUGCAUUUCUGGAGGUGACGAGACAGGGAGAGAGCAUUGGGAAGAGAAAAGCCACGAUUUUUAAAUGCUCUUUGUCAAGCUCAUGAUUGCAUUUGAUCCCAAAUCAAGAUGAAUGUAUGCAGUGGGAUGUACAUAAAUUAUUUUUUGUUCAUGCCUAGACUAGUGCUGCAUAACGGUGUUUUUUUUUUUAUUUUUAAUGACAAAAUAAUCUCUUAAUACAUUGAAAUUGAGCACGUGAGAUUUUAUGUUUGAAAGGUAAAAACACAGCAUGUAUUAUUACGCACUUCAUUUCUCUGCUGUGUGGAGAAAGCAAUAAACAUGAGAAUGUUAAACAUUAUACAAAAUUAUACUUUUAAAUAUUUGUUUUAAAAUUAUUGUACCUAGUCCUUUUUGCAUUACUUUGUAACCUUUUUCUAUGCAAAAGUCUAAAUAUCACUAAUUAAAUGAAGUCCUUUUUUUGACUAUUUCUAUGUGGAUGAGUUGCUUUGCAGAAUGGAAAGUUGACAUGAAUUUCAAGCAAGGCCUUCCUUCACUAACAAUUUAAGCCGUGGCUUUUCUUUUUCACUUUCAGAGUCAUUUAAUAUAAUUCACAGCUUGCCUGAAAAUAGUGUUUAUCUGAGCUUGUAUAUCAAUUCAGCAUAGGCGGGUUUGACAUUAUUUGGAGACAGGAAGUGAUCAGUUUUCUCUGCCUUUUAUUCUUAACCGUGGUUCUUAGAAAAGUGCAAAUACAAGAGCUCCAAAUAAUAGUACAUUGAACCUGGGAUAAUAAGCUAGAAUGUGUCAUACAUCUUGUAACUCAAAAACAUUUGUAGAGGGUUUUUAAAACAUCACCUGUAUAUGUGAUAAGCAUAUACAUGCUUCCUGAUGAGAAAUCCUCUGUACCUACCUCAAAGAAACUUUCUUUUGAUGCUAUAGAAAUUGUGCACAUAUCCCUCCUUCAAUAAAGCCUAGAAGAGAUUAUUUCAGUUCCUGAAGCUAUUGGGCCAAACGUAAGAAUUUUUAAAAAAAGAAUGUUUUUAUUCAUGUCAGUUAUGCUAUUAAGGGGAAAAGUGUGAGGUUUCUAACAUUAUUUUAGUUUUGAAAAAUUAAGUAUAUAGUUUUUCUAAUUUCUGUCUGUAUGUGGGUAAAAUAUGAGCAAAACCAGAUCACUUUGUUCCUCCUGUCUAUAAGUUCUGUGAUCAUUGCAUCUUCUAUUAGCUCUGAUGGAGUUAAGUAGCAAAUAAGGACAUGGACUUAGUAGUAUUUGAAGUUUGCUUUUGAGUCAUGAUUUGUGGACAAUAGGCAUAGAAGUAAUUCUUAUUUUAAGAUCUAGUAGCUGAUUCUGUGCCUGUUGUAAUGUCAGCAUUCAAAGAAUUUCUUUUCCUUUUUUGGAAUGUAAACCAUUUUAGAGAUCAGGAAUUUUUAUUUUUAAUUUGGAUUAAAUAGUUUAAGAUAAAUCCACUUUCUUCCUCCUUUCCUCCCUUUCUUGUCCUUUUUGGUUUUUCCUUACAUUUUUUUUCCUUCCCUGUUACAUAUGGGCUGUUAUUUUUCCAAUUAAUUGAUUAAAAUAUUUGCAAAACAACUUGCGACAUAGUUGCUAAGGGGUGUCAUAGUUCCUAAAGGUGAUCGUUGUCUAUAAUUUUGGUCAUUUGAAGUUAAUUGGUCCUUGAUAAGUGUUUCACAUCAUUAGCUAUUGACAUCACAUUUUGCUGUGUUAAAAAACAAAAUUCAACUAAGUAAAUUUAAAGAUCAAAUUGGCUUUAUUCAACCACUCAUGAAACGGGCAGAAUCCCAUCUAGCAGAUAGAAAGGAGCUCCAAGAAGGUAUACAAAAUGAAAGGCUUUUAUAGGCAGAAGGGGGCUGCAAAAGGAAGUUUCUAACAAAGAGUGAAUUGUUUCGGGCAAGGUCACCUUCCUUUGGGGAAAGGGUGGCGGUCUGUCAUGCAGAUGGCCUCACUGGUACUGAUUGGUUAAUUCCAGAUUGACUGGUUAAAGGUCACUGCAGUUUGGUUAGAUAUUAAGUCUUGGUUGCCUAUGUGGGUCUUGCACAAGUGACUCCAUUUUGAGCCUGAUGUUUCUUUUUAACAACUGUUUCCCAUCUCUGAUACAAUGUUCUGUGAAAGUGGUGUUCUGCCUUUAAGUGUGGUAGCUUUCAUGUUUGCUCCCAAAACAGAAAAAAAAAAAAAAAAAAAAUUUUUAUGGUCCAGGAGGAAAAUAACUUUUAAAGUUUGAUUUAUUAGUGGCUUUUAAUUAUGUAAAAGUUAAUCCCAAAAUUAAUUCAAGGGAUUUUUCAUAGGAUAAAAGGAAAAUGGUGACAUUAUUAGAAAUCUGGUUUUCCCCAAAUGUUAAAAGCUGUAUGUAUGCCCAAUGUCAGAAAACGAUUAAAGAAAACAAUUUAAGUGAUACAAACUUUAUUUAACACUUCAUGAGGCAGUCUCCUUUUGGAGAACUGCAAAAUGGGGCAAAAGGAAGAUUUUAUAGAAUAAAGAAUAAAGAACAGGGAAGAGAAAAAUGGAAAAUAUCUGGUUGGCAGGGUUACAUAAUCAACCUUGUUUAGGGUGAGAAGGCCCAGAGUCGGCUUG